This is a messenger RNA of Mustela lutreola (European mink), 1950 nucleotides long. It is a transcript of the gene RSRC2, whose product is annotated as arginine and serine rich coiled-coil 2. NCBI's taxonomy places the organism in Eukaryota, Metazoa, Chordata, Mammalia, Carnivora, Mustelidae. The transcript is spliced from 10 exons. Bases 236 to 1483 code for a protein of 415 amino acids. The record is from RefSeq and is a predicted model, not a curated record.
CCCAGCAAGCUGUGCGACGCGCCGGGCCUCUUCCCCUUUGUGCCAUCCGGGUCUCUCGCGCGAGCGAUUUAGUCUGUGGCGAAGCGUCGGGGCGGCCGGUACAGUUGAGAGCGGCAAGUGGAGGCGCCGCCCUAGCGGCCAGGACUCUGGACUAUGGCGGCUAGUGAUACAGAACGAGAUGGACUAGCCCCAGAGAAGACAUCCCCAGAUAGAGAUAAGAAAAAAGAGCAGUCAGAUGUAUCUAUUUCUCCUAGAGCCUCAAAACAUCAUUAUUCGAGAUCACGAUCAAGGUCAAGAGAAAGAAAACGAAAGUCAGAUAAUGAAGGAAGAAAACACAGGAGCCGGAGCAGAAGCAAAGAGAACCAACUUCUUCUUAAAACAGGCAAGAAGACAUGAAUCCAAAGAUAAAUCAUCUAAGAAACACAAGUCUGAGGAACAUAAUGACAAAGAACAUUCUUCUGAUAAAGGAAGAGAGCGACUAAAUUCAUCUGAAAACGGUGAGGACAGACAUAAACGCAAAGAAAGAAAGUCGUCGAGAGGCAGAAGUCACUCACGAUCUAGGUCUCGUGAAAGGCGUCAUCGUAGUAGAAGCAGAGAGCGGAAGAAGUCUCGAUCAAGGAGUAGGGAGCGGAAGAAGUCACGAUCCAGGAGCAGGGAGAGGAAGAAGUCACGAUCCAGAAGCAGGGAAAGAAAACGCCGGAUUCGAUCUCGUUCCCGCUCAAGAUCAAGACACAGGCAUAGGAGUAGAAGCAGAAGUAGAACAAGGAGUAGAAGUCGAGAUAGGAAGAAGAGAAUUGAAAAACCUAGAAGAUUUAGCAGAAGUUUAAGCCGAACUCCUAGUCCACCUCCCUUCAGAGGCAGAAACACAGCAAUGGAUGCACAAGAAGCUUUAGCUAGGAGGUUGGAAAGAGCAAAGAAAUUACAAGAACAGAGAGAAAAGGAAAUGGUUGAGAAACAGAAACAACAAGAAAUAGCUGCAGCAGCUGCAGCCACAGGAGGUUCUGUUCUCAAUGUUGCUGCCUUGUUGGCAUCAGGAACGCAAGUAACUCCUCAGAUAGCUAUGGCAGCUCAAAUGGCUGCCCUGCAGGCGAAGGCUUUGGCAGAGACCGGAAUAGCUGUACCUAGCUAUUAUAACCCAGCAGCUGUGAAUCCAAUGAAAUUUGCUGAACAAGAGAAAAAAAGGAAAAUGCUUUGGCAAGGCAAGAAAGAAGGGGACAAAUCCCAGUCUGCUGAAAUAUGGGAAAAAUUGAAUUUUGGAAACAAGGACCAAAAUGUCAAAUUCAGGAAAUUAAUGGGUAUUAAGAGUGAAGAUGAAGCUGGAUGUAGCUCAGUUGAUGAAGAAAGUUACAAGACUUUGAAGCAACAGGAAGAAGUAUUUAGAAAUCUAGAUGCUCAGUAUGAAAUGGCAAGAUCACAAACCCACACACAAAGAGGAAUGGGAUUGGGUUUCACAUCAUCAAUGCGAGGAAUGGAUGCAGUUUGAAAAAGAUCAGACUUAAUGUUUGGGACUUUAUGGACUUCUGGUUCUGAUGUCAGGUCCUUGUUCACCAAACAGCUAGCAUUCUAGCUUGCAUGGGUGUUGCAUUGACUUUAAUUUAUUGAAAAAUACGAUUUUUUGUAAAUAUCAGAUCAGUGAUACUGGUGUUAGUGUUGUAAUCAGGUUAAACACACUUCCAUUGAACUUGACAGGACUAUAGAAGGACAAUAUUUUUCAGUUCAUGAAUUCUACUUUUCAAAUACGUAAAAGCUGCAGGUGGGAUAAAACCUCACACGUGGGUAUUUCGUGUCCGCCGUCUCGUGUACUUUUGUACUUAACCUUGUACAGUUAUUUUCAUCUCUUGAAACAUGAAAGAAAUGUUAUGUAGAUGUUCUUUAGAAGAUCUGGCCAUUUGGUACAUAAUCCAGCACAAAUACGCUGGGUGGUGAUGACAAUAAAAAUGGUUUUCUCAA